This is a messenger RNA of Westerdykella ornata, 786 nucleotides long. Its product is annotated as mitochondrial peroxiredoxin-like protein Prx1. The transcript is spliced from 3 exons. Lineage: Eukaryota; Fungi; Ascomycota; Dothideomycetes; Pleosporales; Sporormiaceae. The record is from RefSeq and is a predicted model, not a curated record. Gene Ontology annotation, cellular component: cytosol; mitochondrion. Gene Ontology annotation, molecular function: thioredoxin peroxidase activity. The coding region runs from base 1 to 786 and encodes 261 amino acids. Gene Ontology annotation, biological process: cellular response to oxidative stress; cellular oxidant detoxification; cell redox homeostasis.
AUGGCGUAUAUCCUCCCUCGUUCAGCUCCCCGGGCCUUCCGCUUCACUGCGCGUACGGCGUUGCGACUACAGGUCAGCUAUCAACGCCCCGCAGCGCGAUCACUCCUGCGACGAGGCAUCGCGACGCCCACGGAGCAGCCACGCCUCCGUCUGGGGUCAAUUGCUCCCAACUUCCAGGCAAAGACAACGCAUGGCGACAUUGACUUCCACAAAUUUAUCGACAACAGCUGGGCCAUCCUGUUCUCGCAUCCCGCCGACUUCACCCCCGUGUGCACGACAGAGCUGGGCGCUUUCGCGAGGUUGAAGGAUGAGUUCGACCGGCGCGGCGUCAAGAUGAUUGGUCUGAGUGCCAACGAUCUCUCCUCACACGACCAGUGGGUCUCGGACAUCAACGAAGUCUGCAACACCAAGGUCCAGUUUCCCAUCAUCGCCGACGCGGACCGCAAAGUCGCCUUCCUGUAUGACAUGAUCUCGCAGGACGACCUGGACAACAUUGGGCGGGGCAUCGCCUUCACCAUCCGCGCCGUCUAUAUCAUCGACCCGGAGAAGAAGAUACGCCUGACGAUGCUCUAUCCUGCGAGCACGGGGCGGAAUACAGCAGAGGUGCUGCGCGUCAUCGACAGCCUCCAGACGGGCGAUAAGAAGGGCGUCGUCACACCCAUUGACUGGCAGGUUGGCGACGAUGUCAUUGUACCGCCGUCGGUGUCGACGGAGGAUGCGCGGAAGAAAUUUGGAGACGUGCGCGAGGUCAAGCCCUAUUUGCGAUUCGCCAAUGUGGGUAAAUAG